UUCGUCAUCGUCGUCGCUGGAUCCCAAACAUAAAAAUCCCAAAACCGUCGGCGUCCUCAUCGUCACUCCCGACGAUCUUCGACGAUGGACGAAGACAAGGACCAAGUCCCCUCCUCCUCCUCCUCCUCCAUCUCCCUCCCCUCAAACCCUAACCCUAACCCUAAAACCCCCAAACCCCCACCAAAACGCUUCAUCAAAUCCCAAAUCCCCACCUCCCUCCUCCAAAACCCCAGCCUCAACUCCGCCAUCUCCCUCCUCCCCUCCAACUACUCCUUCGAGAUCCACAAAACCCUCCACCGCAUCGACUCCUCGUCCUCGUCCCUGAUCGCCCUCCAGUUCCCCGACGGCCUCCUCAUGUACUCCCUCCCCAUCGCCGACAUCAUCCGCUCCUUCUCCUCCUCCUCCGCCGACGUCGUCCGUCCUCGCCGGAAGCCCAACUACGGCUGCUGCUGCGUCGACCGACUACGCCGCCCGCCGCCCUCGGCUGCGACCUCCUCGUUCCACUACGGCCACUCGUCGUCUCGUCCCGUAACCUCCUCAAAGAUCCCGACUUUGUACGUUUUCGUCGAAAUCAAAAUCGACCCGGAUCGGUUAAUCGAAUCGAUCGAGUCCAAUUUCCCCAAAUCGAGCUCGCUGGCGAUUGCGGGGACCGUUCAGUUCAUCGCCGCAGUUCACGCGGCGAAGUCUGUUUUGAGUGAGGAAGGCUAUGACGUUACUGUACCCCAGGCGAAGCCGCUCUCGGCUGGCGAGGUGCUCGGAUGCACGGCUCCGACGAUACCGAAGAGUAAAGGGGUUGACGCUUUGAUAUUCGUGGCGGACGGAAGAUUCCAUCUUGAAGCCUUCAUGAUUGCGAACCCUGGAGUUCCGGCUUUUCGGUAUGACCCGUUUCUGGGUGUGUUGGUCUUGGAGGAGUAUGAUCACAAGGGGAUGAAGAGGGUGAGGAAAGAUGCGAUUUUUAGGGCGAGGGAGGCGAAGAAUUGGGGGGUUAUAUUGGGGACACUGGGGAGGCAAGGGAGCACUAGGGUUUUAGACAGGGUUUUGGGGUUGAUGGAUGAUAAGGGAUUGGAUUAUACGGUGGUUUUGAUGUCGGAGAUUUCUCCGGCGAGGGUGGAGCUGUUUGAGGAUUCGGUGGAUGCUUGGGUUCAGAUUGCUUGCCCCAGGCUUUCGAUUGAUUGGGGCGAGGGGUUCAAGAGACCGUUGUUGACGACAUUUGAGUUUGAGAUCGCGAUGGGGUUCGUUAAGGGUUGGUGGGAGAGGGAGAAGAGUUCAGGGGGUUGCGGUUCUUGUAGUUGUAAUGGUUGCGGUUCUUGUGAUGGUGGUGAUAUUGGAGGGGAGUAUCCAAUGGAUUAUUAUGCUCAGGAUGGAGGCGAUUGGAAUGGAUCUUAUGUGAAGAAGAAGGUGACUUCUAAUGGAGUGAAGCUUCAUAGUAUUAGAGGAGGGAGAGAUGUGCAGAGAGAAGUGAUAUCAUGAAAAAGAUGGAGGGAGUUCCAGUUAGCUUCCUUUUCCCGCUAAUUUUUGACCUGAUUUUCAUUUCUCUUCAAGUUUCUAUAUGUCAUGAUCAAAGAUCCUGGGAGGGAUAUCUAUAGAAGACAUUCGAAAAGUUUGAUUUGUGUUUAAGAUGGAUACAAUGCAUGUAUCCUGGUUCUUAUCAAUGUCCGGAACGUAAUUUAUCUAGCAACUAUUCUGAGAAACACCCACCAUGUAAUUUAUUAUUAUUGCUAAUUUCUAAAGUUGUUAAUUUUCGUUGA
Molecule: messenger RNA, 1748 nt
Organism: Asparagus officinalis (garden asparagus)
Lineage: Eukaryota; Viridiplantae; Streptophyta; Magnoliopsida; Asparagales; Asparagaceae
Product: diphthamide biosynthesis protein 1
Exons: 3
Coding region: 85-1470 (461 amino acids)
Biological process (GO): protein histidyl modification to diphthamide
Molecular function (GO): 2-(3-amino-3-carboxypropyl)histidine synthase activity
Source: RefSeq, a predicted model, not a curated record